Messenger RNA from Coccomyxa subellipsoidea C-169, 701 nucleotides. RefSeq lists its product as hypothetical. Lineage: Eukaryota; Viridiplantae; Chlorophyta; Trebouxiophyceae; Coccomyxaceae. Bases 40 to 321 code for a protein of 93 amino acids. The transcript has 4 exons. The record is from RefSeq and is a predicted model, not a curated record.
GGAGAGUUAGUGGGUGCAAGUAACAGGAUGCAGAUCACCAUGCAGUCAGCAGGCCUUGCAAGGACCCGGGUGGUCGCUCCACGCGCGUCAGCACUGCAGGCCAGGCCCGUGGCCAGGGUGCCGCCUGCUCAGCGCUCUGCCCUUCGUGCCCAGCCGAAGGAGGCUGUGGAAACGGUAACUCAGGACGACAAGGACAAGGAUGCUGAUACAGAGGAACAGAAGCAGCCGCAGAAGCUGGAGGAAGUCGUGUACACCGACCCUCUGGAACUGUACUGUGAUGACAACCCCGAGGCGGACGAGUGCAGGGUGUAUGAGGACUAGAUGAGAUGUCCGGCUCCAGAUUACAGGAUACCCUUUUGGGCACCAGCACAAUUUUGGCCACAUGUGAGGUUUUUUGGGCACACGCGACCACAAAUGCGAACCGCAGUGCUGAGGAGAAGAGAUAGAAAAUUUUGGUGACUUGACUGAUACAACCGCGUGAGCGGAAAGCCAGAUCUGGCUUUCCUCUAGAGUGACCAGAACUAUUAAGAGAUUGACUUGAGUGUGUGCACAGAUAAGUUGCCAAUUUCCGUGGCCAUGCAUAUUCGUCUACUUUUGACUGUCUGACCCCGAGUGUGGCACAAGCUUCUUGUACGUUGGCCUUGGUCAUGACCAUGUGAGGGGCUGUUAUGGGACGAUUCACUGCAGUGCUGUCUGUACAG